Molecule: messenger RNA, 2760 nt
Organism: Zonotrichia leucophrys gambelii
Lineage: Eukaryota; Metazoa; Chordata; Aves; Passeriformes; Passerellidae
Gene: HTR6
Product: 5-hydroxytryptamine receptor 6
Exons: 3
Coding region: 897-2168 (423 amino acids)
Biological process (GO): chemical synaptic transmission; G protein-coupled receptor signaling pathway, coupled to cyclic nucleotide second messenger
Cellular component (GO): dendrite; plasma membrane
Molecular function (GO): G protein-coupled serotonin receptor activity; neurotransmitter receptor activity
Source: RefSeq, a predicted model, not a curated record
UUAGCGCUUCCAUUUCAUCUCCUCCUCUCCCCCCCCAGCCCCACCUCCUCGAUCGGCAUUUCUGCAUCCUUUGUGAGCAUCCAGAGCAGCAGGUGAAAGUCGGGCUGGCACCUGCACACACCCACUGCCACCGCUCCCUGUGGGCUGGACGCUGCUGUGCCGCGGCAGGGAUCCCUUCCACUCCGCAUCUUCCUCCUCCCGGGCGGGCUCGGCCGGGAGCAUCCCGGUCCUCCUCGCCCGAGGCUGCUCCGCCGCUCCCGACGCUCCGGCUGCAGCAGCGGAGGAGCUCCGGGACCCCGGGCACAGAGCUCUGCAGGGAGCCCAGCCCAGCCGGGGGACGGCAGCUGAGCCUCGGGGGGCCGGAGCAUCCCCAGCAUCUGGAGCAUCCUGGAGUCCAGAGCAUCCCCAGCUGCUUUCCCAGCAGCCCUGGCACCUGGGACAUCCUGGGAUGCAGAGCAUCCCCAGCAGCUGAAGUGCAGAGCAUCCAGAGCAUCUCGGUGCUGUAUUGUUCCUUGGUCCGGUGCACCCAGAGCAUCAGGGUAUCCAGAGCAUCCUGCCAUCCCUGGCACCUUGGGAACUCUGCCUUCCAGCUCGUCCCCAGCGUCCAGAAGCAGCAUCCAGGGACAUCCCAGAGCAGGGGGAUUCACAGGAGCUGCUGUGAGUAAUGGGGAGGGAACCUUGGUGCUGCUGAUCGGCUCCUGGGAAUGUCACCCUGCCCUGAGUGCCAGUGAGGAGAGACAGUGGGGGAAGAGAGGGAGAGGAGGAGGAGAGGAGGAGGGAGGACAGACACAGAGCAGAGAGAUGAUCCUCCUUCCCCAGCCCCGGUGAUGAUCACAUAGUACGGGCCACGCUGGAGAAGGUGCCCAGCCCAGAGCCAGCCCUGCCCCCGGCUCCUCAUGGAGGGGGACCUGGGGGCCCCCAAUGCCAGCGUGCUGGGGGAGCACUCCCUGCUCGUGGGCAGCAGCUGGGUGGCCGCCUUCCUCUGCUUCAUCAUCCUGCUGACCACGGCGGGCAACUUCCUCCUCAUCCUCCUCAUCGUCAGCCAGCGCUCUCUCCGCAACACCUCCAACUACUUCCUGGUGUCCCUGUUCAUGUCGGACCUGAUGGUGGGGCUGGUGGUGAUGCCCCCGGCCAUGCUCAACCAGCUCUACGGCCGCUGGGUGCUGCGGGGGGACUUCUGCUCCCUCUGGGCCUCCUUCGACGUCAUGUGCUGCAGCGCCUCCAUCCUCAACCUGUGCCUCAUCAGCCUGGACAGGUACCUGCUCAUCACGUCCCCGCUGCGCUACAAGCUGCGCAUGACGUCCUGCCGGGCGCUGGCGCUCGUCCUGGCCGCCUGGGCCUUGGCCGCGCUGGCCUCCUUCCUGCCCAUCAAGAUGGGCUGGCACGAGCUGGAGUUCCAGGUGCAGCCCCUGAACGUCACGGGGGGCCGGGGGGACGAGGAGCAGUGCCGGCUGCUGGUCAGCCUGCCCUACGCCCUGGUGGCCUCCUGCCUCACCUUCUUCCUGCCCUCCGCCGCCAUCUCCUUCACCUACUGCCGCAUCCUGCUGGCGGCGCGCAAGCAGGCCGUGCAGGUGGCCUCCCUGGCCUCCAACGUGGCCACGGCCGACGAGGCCACGCCACAGGUCCCACGCGCCCCGAGCCAGCCCCUGGCUGGCAGUGAGAGCAGGAGGUUCACCAACAAGCACAGCAAGAAGGCUCUGAAGGCCAGCCUGACCCUGGGCAUCCUCCUGGGCAUGUUCUUCGUGGCUUGGCUGCCCUUCUUUGUCACCAACGUAGCUCAGGCAGUUUGUGACUGUGUCCCGGCCGGAUUCUUCGACGUGCUCACCUGGCUGGGCUACUGCAACAGCACCAUGAACCCCAUCAUCUACCCGCUCUUCAUGAGGGACUUCAAGAGGGCCAUGGGCAAAUUCCUGCCCUGCUGCCGGCGCCCGGCGGAGCCGCGGCCCAGCGCCAUCUCCCUGUCCAUGAGGAACUCCAACAGCGCGGCCCGCGCCGCCACCUCCCUCAAGAACGUGCUCACCCUGCAGGCGGAGACCGACUCCAUGGACUCCGGGGCUCCGGGCAGCGAGCCCAGGCUGCCCCCGGCGCCGCGGGGCCCCGGCGCCCGCUCCGUCAGCCUCUGGGACACGGAGCCCCCGGGCACGGAGCUCAGCACCCCCGUGGCCUGAGCGGGCACACGCGGCUCUGUGUGACAGGAGGGAUCCCCGGGCCCAGCACAAACCCUGAGGGAGCUGAUUUGCCACAAGCCAUCUCCGCAGAUCCCUGGUCCGGCACACGGUGCAGCUCAUGGAGGGGAUGGUGGCCCCGGCACUGCCACAGGGAGGAUCAAACCCUGCAAAGCCAGGCGUGGCUGCUGAAUUAACCUGCUUUGUCUCUCUCUCUUUCAUCCCUCCUGUGCUCACCAUCACCAUCCUCUAACCCUUCCUGUGGCCUUUCCGUCUCUGGUGAGUCUGAACCUCGGAUUCCAGACUCUGUGUCUCCCUAACCUCAAGCCAAGGCUUGGCUGUGCACACACAGAGUUCAGCAGAUCUCCUCCAAGUGCACUGGGGGGAGUGGUGGAAAAACACCCUGUGGCUCAUGGGCAAGAGGUCUGGAGCUGCUUCAGCAGGAACACUGAGGUUUGGGGCUGCUUCAGCCCAUGAACAUCACAUCUCCCUGGAGCUGGGGCUGGAUCUCCUCCCUGGAGCUGGGGCUGGAUCUCCUCCCUGGAGCUGGGGCUGGAUCUCCUGCCUGGAGCUGGGGCUGGAUCUCUUCCCUGGA